GGGAAGCGAAGUUGGUCGGAGGCGGGAGGCGAGUCGCGCACGCGCGGCCCCAGCGCGAAAGCCCCGCGCCGCGUCCUCCUCCCGCGCUCCGGGGGCGGCGGGGAAGCCGGGAGGGAGCAGCCCCGCGCGCGCGCUCAAGGGGCCGGAGGCCGCCCGACGAGCCAGGCAGCAGCGCCCCCCGGGCUGCCCUCGCCUGAGCCCUCGGUGCUGCUGCUCAGCUCCCGCUCAGUCUCAGAAGCGGGGGGUGGGGCAGAUUCCUGGGGCGCCCCUCGGCCAGGACCCGCUCGCCGGUCUGGACGAGGCAGACAUGGCAGACGUCAAGCGGGGGGGGGGGGGCGCUAGGAGGAAGGAGGCUUCUCCGUCCCUCCCCCCGCCAGGAGCGAGGGGCGGCCGCACUUACUGCGCUUAUUGCGGCCUCGGGCUGUGGACAAGGCGCUUGAAAGAGGACAGCCAACCCCAGGGCGGGGCCUCUCUUAAAAGACUCGCCCUGCAGCAGUUGUCUCUUAGACCCUUGGCCUCCUGGCUUAGGCCUGGGGAGAGGGCCAGGCGCCUGGACAGAGGCCCUCCCUGGACCCGAGGCUUGUUCCUCCCUCCCUGGUCAGGUGUCCAAGGGGGCUGCGGCUGUACAAAUACAGUGGCCCUACUCUUUCUAGCUUGUGCCAGGUCCUGGGGUGGUCAUACUAUGAGGUCCUGCAAGACUGUGUUCUACAGUGGUACCUCAGGUUACAUACACUUCAGGUUACAGACGCUUCAGGUUACAGACUCCGCUAACCCAGAAAUAUUACCUCGGGUUAAGAACUUUGCUUCAGGAUGAGAACAGAAAUUGGGCUCUGGCGGCGUGGCAGCAGCAGGAGGCCCCAUUAGCUAAAGUGGUGCUUCAGGUUAAGAACAGUUUCAGGUUAAGUACGGACCUCCAGCAAAUCAAGUUCUUAACCUAAGGUACCACUGUACUUAAAUUGCUGGAAGCCUAGCUAUUUCUAAAGGGCCUGUCCAAAAUACCUUCUGGGGGAAAGGAAAUUUCCAUGCAGAUACUUUCCAAAUUGCAACCCUAUGUCAGAAAUGAGCACCUCUCAGCUUAGGGCUCCUUCAAAUGAUCCAUUUAAUGAGCUUUCUUUUUUAAAAAAUAUAUUUUUAUUAUCAAUUUCAACAUAACCAAUUAUCAAACCAUAUAAUCACAUACAUUAUUCCCCCUUUCCCCCCUCCCUCCCUUCCAUCCCUCCCUCCCCUCCCCUACCAAAGACUUCCCUCAGCUCCUCUCUCUGAUUUCUCAGCUCAUAUUAUUCUCUGCGUGUUAUAAAAUUUUACAUAUCCUUACAUUAUCUAUCUAACAUGUUAUCAACUAAUAAAUUUGUGUAUGUUUAUUCAAAACUUGCCAAGGAGUCCAGUUCAUUUUGUUGUCUUUUUAGAUAGUCAUACCUCGGGUUGAAGUAGCUUCAGGUUAAGUAUUUUCGGGUUGCGCUCCUCAGCGACCCGGAAGUAAUGGAGCACAUUACUUCCAGGUUUCACCGCUCACACAUGCGCAGACGCUCAAAAUGACGUCAUGCGCGGAAGCGGCAAAUCAAAAUGCGCCGACGUGGGUUGCGUUCGCUUCAGAAUGUGAACGAGGCUCCAGAACGGAUCCCAUUCGCAUCCAGAGGUACCACUGUAAUUUGUAAAAAGUUCCCAUUCUUCCUUAAAGCCACAGUUGUCCUUGUCCCAGUUCCGCAUAGUUUAUCAGUUUUUUUGCCACUGUUCUUUCAUUGGGAUUUCCUUGUUCUUCCAUCUUUGUGCUAACAAGACUCUUGCUGCUGUUGUGGCACACAUAAAUAAGUUUUUAAAUUUUUUUUCUUGGCAGGUCUUGUCCUACAAUCCCUAACAAAAAUGCUUCUGGUUUUUUUACAAAUGUCAUUUUAAACAUUUUUUUCAAUACAUUGUAUAUAAUUUCCCAAAAUUUUUUAAUUUCUCUACGUUCCCACCACAUAUGAUAAAAAGUCCCUUCUUUUUCUUUACAUUUCCAACAUAUAUUUGACCUGGUUUUAUACAUUUUUGCGAUCUGUACUGGUGUAAUAUACCAUCUAUAUAUCAUUUUCAUAUAAUUUUCUUUCAAGAGAGAACAAUCUAAAUUUCAACUUUACUUUCCACAGUUUUUCCCAGUCCUCAAAUUGUAUAUUAUGUCCUAUGCUGUGCCCAUUGAUCAUAACCGGUUUGACCUCCUCAUCUUUUGUUUCCCAUUCUAGCAAAAUACUAUAUGCUUUCUUCAGCAGCUUCCCUUCUUCUUUUGAAAUCUAGAAGUUGUAUAACUAAACCCUUUCUUAUUAUCUUCCUUGUACAUCUCAUGUAGUUGUCUGUAGUGUAACCAACUCUGAAAAUGGUCUUUAAUUUCCUCGUAAUCUUUUAGCUUCCAUUUCCCUUCUUGAUCCUUCAGCAAUUCUCUAUAUGUAGGCCAAUUCCCUUUUUUGCCAAGCGGUUUGAGUAACAAAGCUUCAAUUGGCGAUAACCACCAGGGAGUUUUUUGUUCUACUAAGUCUUUAUAUCUCUCCCACACCCUCAUUAGUGAUCUCCUAAUUAUAUGAUUGUAGAAUCCUUUGUGGAUUUUCCCUUUCCCUUUCCCAUACCAUAAGUAUGCAUGCCAUCCAAAUCUGUUAUCAUGACCUCCCAAAUCUAAUGCUGCUGCCUUUUCCAGUUUUAUCCAGUCCCUAAUCCAUACCAAACAUGCGGCCUCGUAAUACAAUUUGAGGUCUGGGAGGGCAAACCCACCUCUUUCUUUUAUAUCUGUAUCUUAUGUUUAAUCCUUGGCCUUUUGCCUCCCCCCCCCCCGACAAACUUUGAAAUAUCCUUCUGCCAUUUUUUGAGGCAAUCAUCUUUCACCAUUACUGGGACUGUCUGGAACAGAAAGAACAUUUCUGGCAAUACAUUCAUUUUUAUCGCUGUUAUUUUUCCUAGUAGGGAAGGUUCAUUCUGCUCCAUAUUUCUAAAUUCCUUUUUAUCUCAGACCACACUUUUUCAUAAUUGUCUUUGUAGAUAUUUAUAUUUUUUGCUGUUAACCAUAUCCCUAAGUAUUUUACUUUUUUAUGAACUUCCAUCUCAAUACUUUGUAUCAACUCUUUUUUCUUUUCUUCAAUUUUUUUACUAAUAGCUUAGUUUUAUUUCUGUUUAAUUUAAAUCCUGCCACUUCCUCAAAUUCUUGAAUCUUUUCUAUCACUCUAGGAUUAGAUUUUUUUUGAUCCUCCACCGUAAUUACUAAAUCAUCAGCAUAUGCUUUCAAUUUAAAUUCACCUUUUCCAGUUUUUACCCUGUGAUCUCCUUAUCUUUUUUUUUUAUAAGAUAUUUAUUAGGAUUUUUUUAAAAUAUUACAAUAAAAAAUGAAAAAGAAAAAAAAUACAAAAUAAAAAUGAUUAAAAACACUCAAAUUUUCCAUUGCUUAUUUUUCCUUAGCUUGUUUCCCGGACCUCCUCAUACCUCCCUAUUUUGUAUUCCAGUUCAGUUUGUUGGUUCAGCAAAUCCUUACCCUCUUUAUUUAUCCUAAUCUUUGGUCUUAAAAUAGUAACGUUAGAUUUUUACCUCUUAACAACCCAUUUUUCAUAUUCCCUUAAAGCAUUACAGCUGGAAACCACUUAAUUUCUAUCCAACAUCGUUCUAACAUUCAUUAAUUUUACAAUAUUUCUGUAGAUAAUCUUUGAACUUCUUCCAAUCUUCCUCCACCGACUCUUCUCCCUGAUCUCGGAUUCUGCCAGUCAUUUCUGCCAGUUCCAUAUAGUCCAUCAGCUUCAUCUGCCAUUCUUCCAGAGUGGGUAAAUCUUGUGUCUUCCAAUAUUUUGCAAUGAGUAUUCUUGUUGCUGUUGUGGCAUACAUAAAAAAGGUUCUAUCCUUCUUUGGCACCAAUUGACCGACUAUGCCUAGGAGAAAGGCCUCUGGUUUCUUCAAGAAGGUAUAUUUAAAUACCUUUUCAGUUCAUUAUAUAUCAUUUCCCAGAAAGCCUUAAUCCUUGGGCACGUCCACCAAAGGUGAAAGAAUGUACCUUCAGUUUCUUUACAUUUCCAACAUUUGUUAUCGGGCAAAUGAUAAAUUUUUGCAAGCUUGACUGGGGUCAUGUACCACCUGUAUAUCAUUUUCAUAAUAUUCUCUCUUAGGGCAUUACAUGCCGUAAACUUCAUACCUGUGGUCCAUAACUGUUCCCAGUCAGCCAUCAUUAUGUUAUGUCCAACAUCUUGUGCCCAUUUAAUCAUAGCAGAUUUCACCGUUUCAUCCUGAGUAUUCCAUUUCAACAGCAAGUUAUACAUCUUUGACAAAAUCUUAGUUUUGGGUUCUAAUAGUUCUGUUUCUAAUUUUGAUUUUUCCACCUGGAAACCAAUUUUCUUAUCCAAAUUAUAUGCCUCCAUUAUCUGAUAAUAAUGAAGCCAGUCUCGCACAUUGUUUUUUAAUUUCUCAAAACUCUGCAAUUUCAGUCUAUCUCCGUCUUGUUCCAAAAUUUCCCAAUAUUUCGGCCAUUUGGCCUCCAUAUUGAGCUUUUUCAGAGCUUUUGCUUCCAUCGGUGACAACCACCUUGGAGUUUUAUUUUCCAAUAAGUCCUUGUAUCUUAUCCAAACAUUAAACAAUGCUUUCCUAACAAUAUGGUUUUUAAAUGCUUUAUGUGCUUUGACCUUAUCGUACCACAGAUAUGCAUGCCAUCCAAAUACAUUGUUAAAACCUUCCAAAUCCAAAAUGUCAGUGUUUUCAAGAAGCAGCCAUUCUUUCAACCAGCAAACAGCUGCUGAUUCAUAAUAAAGUUUGAGGUCUGGCAGGGCAAAUCCACCUCUUUCCUUUGCAUCUGUUGGUAUUUUAAAUUUUAUUCUGGGCUUCUUGCCCUGCCAGACAAAUCUAGAAAUAUCUCUCUGCCACCUCUUGAAACAGUCCAUUUUGUCCACAAUUUGCAAUGUUUGAAACAAAAACAACAUUUAGGCAAUACAUUCAUUUUAACCGCAGCAAUACGGCCCAGCAGUGAAAGCUUCAAAUUAGACCAAAUUUCUAAAUCUUUUUUCACGUCAGCCCAACAUUUUUCAUAGUUAUCUUUAAAUAAGUUCCCAUUUUUUGCUGUCAAGUUGAUCCCCAAAUAUUUAACUUUCUUAACCACUGUUAAACCUGUCUCAUUCUGAAACCUCUCUCUCUCUAUUGGUGUUAAAUUUUUCUCUAAAACCUUAGUUUUUACCUUGUUCAAUUUAAAUCCUGCGACUUGACCAAAUUCUUGAAUCAGUUCUAAAACCCUUUUGGUUCUAGAUUCUGGCUCCUGUAACGUCAGUACUAAGUCAUUUGCAAAUGCUCUCAAUAAGAAGCAACCAUUCUUUCAACCAGCAAAAAGCUGCUGAUUCAUAGUAAAGUUUAAAGUCUGGCAGGGCAAAUCCACCUCUUUCCUUUGCAUCUGUUAAUAUUUUAAAUUUUAUUCUAGGCUUCUUGCCCUGCCAGACAAAUUUAGAAAUAUCUCUCUGCCACCUCUUGAAACAGUCCAUUUUGUCCACAAUUUGCAAUGUUUGAAACAAAAACAACAUUCUAGGCAAUACAUUCAUUUUUACCGCAGCAAUACGGCCCAGCAGUGAAAGCUUCAAAUUUGACCAAAUUUCCAAAUCUUUUUUCACUUCAGCCGAGCAUUUUUCAUAGUUGUCUUUAAAUAAAUUCCCAUUUUUUGCUGUCAUGUUAAUCCCCAAGUAUUUAACUUUCUUAACCACUGUUAAACCUGUCUCAUUCUGAAACCUCUCUCUCUCCAUUGGUGUUAAAUUUUCUCUAAAACCUUGGUCUUUAACUUAUUCAACUUAAAUCCUGCAACUUGACCAAAUUCUUGAAUCAGUUCUAAAACUCUUUUGGUACUAGAUUCUGGCUCCUGUAACGUCAAUACUAAGUCAUCUGCAAAUGCUCUCAAUUUGUACUGUUUGGCUCCGACCUGUAUACCUUUAACCAACCCUUCUAAUCAUAUUCAGCAGAACCUCCAGGACCGAUAUAAAAAGCAAUGAGGAAAUUGGGCAACCUUGUCUUGUCCCUUUUUCUAUCCUAAAUUCUUCUGUCACCACAUUAUUUACAAUUAGUUUAGCCUUUUGUUCUGAAUAAAUUGCACUUAGACCGUUUUCAAAACCUUGGCCUACCCCCAUCCCCUGUAGGUUCUUCUUCAUAAAACUCCAGGAGAUAUUAUCAAAAGCUUUCUCCGCGUCCACAAAUAUCAAAACUGCUUUAGUAUUUAUGUUCACUUCUAGUUUUUCCAAAAUAUCAAUUAUAUUCCUCAAAUUAUCGGACAAGUGUCUUGGUCUUUAUGAAUCUCUUCCAUCAAUACUUUUUUCAAUCUCUUGGCCAAAAUGUCUGCAAAAAUUUUGUAAUCCACAUUAAGUAACGAUAUGGGGCGGUAGUUCUUAAGCUGGGUCUUUUCAGUCUCUGUCUUUGGUAUAAGUGUAAUGUACGCCUCUUUCCAAGACUCUGGUGCCCUUUUCCCUUCCAAUAUUUCAUUGCAGACUUCCUUUAGAGGUUGUAAUAGCCACUCUUUCAAAGAUCUAUAAUAUCUAGAAGUCAGCCCAUCCGGUCCUGGAGAUUUGCCUAAUUGCAUGUUUUGAAUGGCACCUUCUACUUCCUGUUCAGAUAUUUUAUAGUUCAACAUUAGUUUACUUUCUUGCGAUAUUUUUUGUAAUCCAUUUGUCUUCAGAAAUCGGUCUAUAUCCAUUUCUUUCUGUGGCCCUUGUGUAUAUAAUUGUUUAAAAUACCUCUGGAAACAGUUUCUAAUCUCAGUUGGGUUAUGUAUAUUCUUUCCUUCCACUUCUAAAUUUGUAAUAGUAUUUAAUUUUUGUCUUUUUUUCAUUUGCCAGACCAGCAAUUUCCCACAUUUGUUAGCUGAUUCAAAUGUUUUUUGUCUCAUUUGUUUAAUUUUCCAUUCUAUUUCCUGAUUCAUCAUUUCCAUAUAUUGUACUUGAUAUAACUUUAUUUCUCUCAAAAUCUCCUGCGACUUUGGUUUUGCUCUCAAUUUCUUUUCACUUUCUUUUAUUUCCCCCCAAAUUUUAUCUUUCUUCUCAUUUUGACUUCUCUUCUUUAUUGCAUUCUGUUGUAUCAGAAACCCUCUCAUGACAGCUUUACUUGCGUCCCAGAUUACUCUUUUUUCUACAUUAGUAUUCAUAUUUAUUUCAAAAUAGUCUCUCAAGGUUUUUUGGGCCUUUUUAUACACUUCAUCAUCUCUGAAUAAGGUGUCAUUCAUCCUCCAUCUGAAGGAGGCAGUUGAUGUUAGUUUCAACUCCAUCCUUACCACAUUAUGGUCGGAGCAGGUUUUUGGGCAGAUUUCCACUUUCUUUAUCUUUGGUGCCAUUCCUCUAGUUACCCAUAUUUGGUCAAUUCUAGUCCAUGUCAUCUUAGCUUUAGAAAAGAAGGUUCCCUCUCUUCCCAAGGGGUUCUUUGUUCUCCAAGUGUCCACUAAAUCAAAAUUAUCUGUCAUCUCAAAAAAUGUUUUCGGUAGUCUACCAUCCUUGGUAACUACCUGUCUUUGUGCCUUAUCCAUGUUUGUAGAUACUACUCCAUUCAUCAUCCAUCAUCCUUUUUUUAUUUGACCGUCAGUCAGAAAAAAGUACAUUUUGUCAAUACACAGUUAAAAACACUACUCCAUUCAUAUCCCCCAUCAAAAUCUGAUUGUAAUCCAAAUAAUCCAAUAAGGUCUCAUGCAGCUUUUUAAAGAAUUCAGAUUUCCCCUCAUUCGGUGCAUAAAUUCCUACUAUCAAAAAUUUCUCUCCUUGAACUUGAAUUUCAAUUGCCAAAAAUCUUCCUUGGUCAUCUUUAAAAAUUAAUUUCGGUGAUAGUCUCUCCUUUGCAUAUAUCACAACUCCUCUUUUUUUAACUUUGUGGGAUGAGAUAAACUCCUGUCCCAAUCUCUUAUUAAUCAGUAGUUUCCUGUGUAACCUUGUUACAUGUGUUUCUUGUAGACAGAUCAAGUCCAAUUGUUCCUUUUUUAGUAAAUGAAAAACACUUUUUCUCUUCCGAGGAGAAUUCAAACCAUUACAAUUCCAACUUAACAGUUGCAGAGCCAUGAUGGGGUUAUUUCGCUUUACCUCCAACUGUGCCAAGUGUCUGUUCUUGUUCUGUCAGUGGUGUCUCUUUCUCUGGACCAUGCAAUCCAAAAGAUAAGUUUGCUAUAUCUAGUAUUCCUUUUUCCAGUGCUUUUGGCUCUUCUCCAGAUUCCACUUCUUUCUGUAGAUCUUCUCCGUGAUCCUUCAGAAACCUAUCUUUGUCAUUGACUGAUCUUAUUUUUAUCUUUCUUCCUUUAUAUUUAAAGGACAGGCCUUGAGGGAAUUCCCACCUAAAGAUGAUUCUGUUUCUUCUCAGCAGGGCAACCAGAUCUCCGUAGUUGAGCCUUAAGUCCAAAAGGUGUUUUGGAAUGUCCUUGAAUAUCUCCACACUUGAGUCGUAAAUUUCCAAAGUCUUUUGGUAAUGCAGAUUCAAGAUUUUCUCUCUCUCCUCUUUUGUUCGAAGGGUAAUCAAGCAGUCUCUCACCUUGUUCCUCCUUCCGCCUCUUCCAAGUCUAAAUGCACUCACUAUCUUAAAUUCUUCCUUCCCCAAAUCCUGUUGCCAGAAAUCUGCGAAUUCCUGCGUAAGAAAACUGCGUAAGCCAAAUUGUCUUUCUCACGUUCUGGUACAGCCCUGAUUCUUAAAUUUCUUUGUUUCUCUUUCAAUUCAAUCAUAGACAAUGUCAAACCGUGGUCCUCAAGUUGCUUAUAUACCGGUGGUAUCUUCUCUUGAGUAGCAAUUGCUAUAUCUUUUGCUUCUUCAGCUAUCUUUCGGGUCGAAGCAGAUUCCUGUAGUAAUUUUUCAAUAGACUCUGUGUUGGUAUUAACCUUCUGUCCCAAAUUAUUGAUGCUUGUAGUAUUCUGGUCAAUUUUAACUGAUGCUUCAGCUACUUGUUUAGCUAAAUUUUCCAAAGAUUCAUUAAUUUUUCCAAGUGCCUGUGCCAAAACGUCUUUGGACGACAUAACUUUUGGUUUAACCUGUGGAGGUGCAGCCCCUGGUAUUCCAGAUGGUCCAGAUGUUGAAGCCCUUCGCUGCAACGCAGUAUCUGUCCGAUAGGGUCUGCCAGACCUAGUAGUUUUUUUCCUGUGCCAACUCUAACUUUCCUCUUCCAUCUGCCAUAACACUCUCAUGAGGAUCCAAGGUCGUUCCCACGGCUGGAAUUUGUUUUGGAAUGGAAAAUUCCUCUAGCCCAGUUGUUAUUGUAGCAAUGUCAAGCCUCCUCUAGGGGGACACAGUAACAGCCAAAGCUUGCAACUUUAAAAAAGAAAAUAGUCCUUAUAAGUCCCCCAAUUCACAUAAAAACAACAGUUUCAGUUGCACUUAAUCAGUUACUUUAAAACCAGGAGAAGUUCAGAAACACUGUAUCUCUUUUGCAGAGUUAGCUGUCAAAAGUCCUCUGCUUACCGAUAGGCUUUCCACAGAGCGACAUUCCUUAUCUCGGGGCAGUCCGUUCCCAGGUUUUAGGCGGUGGAUUUUAGCUUCCUUUUCCCCUUUUUUUGCAGAUAAAUACAGUUCAAACCUUUCCCCCCUCCUCUCCUGCAAUCCGGAGGGGAGAUCGCUUUCCAGAUGUUAAGAUUUAAGUCUUUUUUCAAACGUCUUUCCGAGUUUCCGCUUACAGUCUCUUUGCUUUGAUCUAUUUACAAGAAAGGAAGGCAGACUUCCUGUUUAUACCUUCCCGCUUUGGUGCCGAAUUAACUUGUUUUUUCCCUUUAGAUCCAAUUUAAUCCUACUCACAGGUAGUUGCUUUCAAAGUCAAAUUGUCCCAGGAAAAAGUCAGCGCUCUCCAAUAACGGCUAUGCGGCUUCACUCCGUGGAAGAAGCAGUCGACUCUCAGCACCGCGCCGCUCACCCCGUCUCGCUCCGGAGCCCUUAAAAGGGUCCCUUCGCAACUUGGGGGGGGCGCAAAAGGUGCCCGCCGAGUCCCCACGUUCACAGGCUUCACCCGCCUGUGAUUUUUAAAGGGCCCCCGCUUCGCCGCAGCGGUCAGACCCAAUCCCGUGGAGCUGGUUCCUCAGAGACUCAGAGGGAAUCCGCCAUUAUCGAUGGCGCCAACCCUUAUCUGCUCUUAUAUUUCUUGCAAGUACUUCCAGGACCAGAAUAAACAACAGCGGUGAUAGCGGGCAUCCUUGUUUAGUUCCUUUUUGUAUCUUACAUUCAUCCAUUAUCACCUGAUUUACAAUUAACUUGGCAUUUUGUUAUGAAUAUAUUGCUUGUAUUCCUUUUAAAAAUUUUGUUGUUGUUGUUGUUUAGUCGUUUAGUCGUGUCCGACUUGGUGACCCCAUGGACCAGAGCACGCCAGGCACUCCUGUCUUCCACUGCCUCCCGCAGUUUGGUCAGACUCAUGUUUGUAGCUUUGAUUUAAAAAGUUAGGUCCAAAAUUAAUUUCUUCAAGCAAUUUUUUCCAUGAACUCCCAAGACACAUUGUCAAAGGCUUUUUCAGCAUCUAUUUUACAGAUUUUUUCCUUUCCUUGUACAGUUCUGAGAAAUAUUUUACAAAUGCUGCUCUUAUUUCCUCUUGUCUGUAGUCUUUCCAUCUGUAGACUUCAUCUUGUCUGUAGUCUUUCCAUUUAUAUUAAUUUUAUUUAUGGAGUUUCUCUGUUCAAUUGCCACGCUAGCAGUUUUCCUGAUUUAUUGGCAUGUUCAAAGUACUUCUGUUUCAUUCUUUUUAUCUUUCAGCUAUUUUUUUCAUUAACUAUCAUUAACUAUCAUUGGGUUUGUAAUAUUCUAGUUGCCUGCUUAGCUGACUCUUUAUUUGCUUUUUUUGACAAUUGUUUCUCCCUUUCCAUAAUUUCAUCUAAAAUCUCUUUUUUCUUUUUUUCUUUCAAUUUCCUUUUAAAUGAACUCUGUUGUAUAAACAGUCCCCUCAUUACCCCUCAUUUAAUGAGCUUUCACCCUGAUUUGCUUGCAUAAAACUUAUACAGAAGUUAGACCGUGUCUAGUUUUUAUUGAGUGUUUCAGGGGUUUUUUGUAGGCAUGAUAUACAAAAAUGCGCAUUCAUCCUGAUUUACUUGCCCACUGUUUAUAUAUCUUCUUGUUAAUCAUUUGUUUGCCCUACACUUUUCAGUGCAUUUUCCUGCCCUUUCCCAACCACAAAAGGGCCAUUAAAAAGGAUUUGAUGUGUCAUGAUGGCCAAGUACUUUCACCCGCUUUAAUUGCACAGUCCUUCUGCAAAAGGCAGGCUUGAAGCUGUACCCGUCAAUAAAUAGAUCUGAGCCACAAGGGGGCAUCUUGGGAACUCUCCUGGAAAUAAGAACUUUUCAUUUGACUUCAGAAGUGAGCAAAAUGCUUCCUUGCUUAUUAGAUUAUAUCAAAGGUAAUGUUAUGUUUUAUAUGCCUGUUGUUUUUGCCAUGGAGUUUUUUUGGCAGGGAUACUGGAGUGGCUGGCUGGACCAUAAAGAAGGCUGAUUGCCGAAGAAUUGAUGCUUUUGAAUUAUGGGGCUGGAGCAGACUCUUGAGAGUCCCAUGGACGGCAAGAAGAUCAAACCUAUCCAUUCUGAAGGAAAUCAGCCCUGAGUGCUCUCUGGAAAGACAGAUCCAGAAGCUGAGGCUCCAAGACUUUGGCCACCUCCUGAGAAGAGAAGACCUCCUGGAAAAGACCCUGAUGCUGGGAAAUAUUGAGGGCACAAGGAGAAGGGGACAACAGAGGACGAGAUGGUUGGACAGUGUUCUCGAAGCUACCAACAUGAGUUUGACCAAACUGUGGGAGGCAGUGGAAGACAGGAGUGCCCGGCAUGCUCUGGUCCAUGGGGUCACGAAGAGUCGGACACGACUAAACAACAACAAUGUUAUGUUACUUGCCCUGUGUUCAUGGGACUAGGACAGAUUACUUUUUAAAAUAAAACAACCACAUGAGAAUGGUACCUUGUUCUGAUUGAAAAAAAAUUCAAACUGUUGAAGGCAUUUAAAAAUGAAAAAUAACCUCCUCUACUUGAAGAAUUUGGCCUUGCUGGAGGUUUAUGCUCUCAUGAGAAUAUGGGAAUUGUAGUUUAUACCCCACAGAGCUACAGUUCCCAGCACUGUUAGCAAACUACAAUUCCCAUUCUUUUGGGGGGUAUACACUAUAAGUGCAUAGUGUGUACACAGCUAUAGAACUUGUUUGAAUUUAAGGGGUAAAGGUUAGAGGGAGCAUGCAUGAUUAGAGGAGGAAAGGGAGAAGCCAAAGAGGGUAUGGUUUCAGGAGUAAGAGGCAGUACUAAAGAGACCCGGUUAAUACCAGGGGCUGGCCUAGUAUCUUUUAUUUAGAACCAUAGAAUAGUAGAGUUGGAAAGGACCAUGAGGGUCAUCUAGUCCAACCCCCUGCAGUGUAGGGAUCUUUUGCCUAAUGGGCUCAAAUUCACAACCCUGAGAUUAAGACCAACUGAGCUAUGCCAGCUAAACUUUGCUUUUAUUUAUUUUAUUUGUAACCCUUCUAUUUCUAGCUUACUGUGUUGCACUGUGUUCACUGAGUGACAUUUGCCUUGUACAUCUUCUGACCCAGACACUCAGAAAGGGGGUCAGACAGGCCUUUGAGCAACAUAUUUGCUCCACGUUUGGGAGGCACAGCCAGGAAAACAGAGAUCCAUAAAUCUCUGGGGAUCAGCUUAAAUGUCUAUUAAAAAUGAAUUGGGAUAUCUUAAAUAUCAACCACCACAAUCACCCACAGAAGGAGAGAGAGUGAGAUUCAAGGGAAAUUUCAUAUUAGUCAUAAAGAAGUUCCCCGCCUCUGUUUGCAUAUAAGGCUUAAAAUGAUCUCUUAAUGCUAUUUAAUAGCUGUCCCUGGGAAUUCACAGCUUCAGUGUUGAUUUUCUUCCUUUGUGCUUUGCACAUGGAGGAACAAGUGGAGAUGGAGGCCAGAAAACUGGAAGAAGCACCUGCUGAGAAAUGUGAGGAGGACAGGAAAAGAAGCAGACAAAUCUGGAUGCAGCUUGGGACCAUGGCUGUACAGCUGGUGGUCUUGCUUGCCUGCCUGAUCUGUAUUGGCUUGUGCUACCUUAGGGUAAGUCUGCAAAAGAACCUUACAGGUAUGACUCUCCUGACAGAUUCACACAGACGAGGCUUUCCCAUCCUGAAGUCCACAGAUUUUGUUUAUGUUUAGGCUCUCCUGAAUCAAAAAGGCACACACUUUUCAUAUAAUAAAGUUGCUUUCAUAUAAUAGGGCUCUUUUAAAACCACAUGAUUGGUAUUGGAAAGCCUGCUAUUAAAAUGGUCCCUUGGUCUGUUCAUCUGCAUGUAUGCUAAGGAACACAUACAAAAAGCUGCGGGCUUCUGUGGAGUUAGGGUAUGUGCAAAUCUAUCUUUGCAGAAGUUACAAUGUAAAUGGCAGGUUAUUUGAGCUCUUCCUCUGACUCAGAUUUAGCCACACUGUUUCCCUCCUUAAUCACAAGAUUCUCCAACAAUGUAGGACAGGUUUAUUGCUUUGCUUCCUUAAGAGAGAAAUAUUACAGCCAUUUCUCACAUCAACUGUUGUUAGAAACGGGUGGUUUUAAAUACUAGGAGCACGUAACGAUCAUUUCCACUUGGUGUUCAGCAGUUAUUAGUAUACCUCAAAAAUCGCCAAGUGCCUUUGGCUAAUGAUAAACUUUGUCCUAGUUUUCAUCAUUUGUUGGUAAAUCUCAGAAUUUGUAACUAGUAAAUGUAAAAAAUCUCAUACCACUUAUUUUUGAAAUUGGCUGAUAAUCUCAAAGCUUGGCAAUCUUAAGGACAAUUUUAAAAUUCCAUUCUCAUGUUUAUAUUUUGUUAGAAAAUGCUAGGCUUUAUCAAGGCACACUGAAACAAUUGGAAAAUAAGUCUUAGAACCAUAGAAUUGUAGAGUUGGCAGGGACCCCAUGGGUCUUCUAGUCCAAUCCCCUGCAAUUUGCCAGUAAAUUAUUUUUAAAAACCUUACCAAGUUCAUUAAAUAAAAAGUGCAAUGCCACCCUCAUUCCCAAAAUUUAGUGAUAAAUACCAGCACUGGAAAAUAACACAAGUAAACCUCACAUUUUUAUUUUGGCCAGAUUCAACAAGGGAGGUCCAGAUUUGGAAAUGUACUUGCCUGCAGAAGUGGGGCUGGGUUUGCCACACACAGAUUAGAAGACCACAGGGAAUAAAAGUGAAGAGAGGUGGAGACGGGUGGGAGUGAGACCCAAAUAAGUGAUAGUUCUGAUCAUCCAGGGACUGCUAAGCACCUUGGGGGGGGGGGGACAACCAAUUUCUAGUUCUGAACAUAGAGGCUGGGGCAAAGGGGGCUUUAUCACUGUUAUUUAUUAGUGUUUGUGGAGAACAGGAAAUACUAAAAUAAAGACAGUUGCAAUGAGGGGGCGGUUGGACCUUAGCAUGUUGACAUCCUUUGAGAGUCCAGUUUGCCCUGCUUGUGAACUCCAUGCCAGUUGAAAUGUGCUUAGGAUACUAUUUCUGUGCUGGGGAAAAUUUUUCACAAAAUGCUAGUACAAUGAAUUUACAAUAGUGGUUUCUGCUGUCACAGCAGCAUUACACCACACUAAUUAUUUUCCUCUCAGUGAAGUUAUUUAAGAGUAGUCCUGACUGUUUUUGGCUCAGGAAGUUUCAUUUCAGCCAUUUUAAUCGGUCUUGGAAUAGCAGCCUUUCAAACUGUGACUUAAUUUUUUAAAAUGUAGCUAAAAAUUUUAUACAUAUUGAGACACAUUCUAAAUCAGCCUAGUGUUUAACACUGUAUCCACUCAAACGUUUCACUACUUCUUCAUCAACCUGUAAUUGAUGUAAUGGUCAGAUUGGAGAGGAAAAUAUAUCUGAUCUACCCUGAUGGAUAGACCUGCAACCAUACAUGGAACAAAAUAAAGGUCCAUGAGAGAAAGGUAACAGUCUGAUGCAUGAUGAUGGGCUGGUCCAAGAAAUAAGAUCAUCUGUCUUAGCUUUGCAGUUUUUGUUCUUUUUAAUUCUAGUGUGUGGGUUUUGUCAACAGAAGUAGGGUUGAACUACUGGCUAAUUAGUUCCUUCCUAUGAUAAACUCCUCUGGUAGAGGAAUACAGCUGUCCAUUUGGAAGGUCAAAUCAUGCCUUAAUAUUUAGUUUUAAACUAAGCAUGUGGUUAUUUAAAUUUUAUUUAAAAUGUUGGCAAUUCAAGAAUGAGUUAGACCAAGUUAAUGGCCUUUUAGGCUUCCUCCACGUGAGUAGGGGGUUUUGAAUAAUAAAAAUUAUAUGUCACCGGGGGGGGGGGUGUGUGUCAGGUUUUUAGAGAUGCUUAGGUGGGGCAUGGCCCAAAAAGAUUGGGAACCACUGCUCUAGAUUUAUUGUGGGGAACUUUGUUGCUAAUUCAUGAAUACUAGCCUUUUGAUGUGCUAAGAAAGUUCCUUAACCAAAAUUGCUUCUUAGAGUAAACUCAUCAGGAAUAAACUCAUCAAAGCAACAUUCUGGAGUUCUAAUUAGAUGGGGAACCUGUUGGGAGAUACCCCUGAGGCCUUGUGCCUUCCCCCAAUGCAGCGUCACCCGAGAUUUAUCACUCCGGUCUCCCGUCACGUUGAUGUGACCCAUAUCCUCCUGGGACAUGAGCACACGACCAGCAGAGUCCAAAAUAGUCCAACAUUCAGCUUCACUGGAUGUGUAUGAGAGGAAGAAAAGCUUUUCUCUAUCCACUCUCCUUACCGUGUUUAAUUUUAUAAACUUCUGUCUUGUCGCCUCUUACUUGCCUUUUCUCUAAACUAAGAAGUCCCAGAUGCCUGCAACCUUUCCUGUCAGAGGAAUUGCUCCAUCCCCUUGAUGUGGGGCUGCCUUUGUGCCUGAUCUGGAAGCUCCCACUGGCGCAGAAUGCUGAGGCUGGACGGGUGGUGGAGACAGACAGACAGCACCUAAGUCCCUGGAAGCUUGCCCGUGCUGCCCAAAUGCUUCUGGGUCAAGUUCAAGGUUCUUGUAUUAUUUUACAAGACCCUUAAGAACUUGGCUUCAAUAUACUUUUAAGGACAGAGGUUUUAAGGACUGUAUGUGGUCCCGCAUGCAGGGGUGGCCCAUUUUGCCAUCUGAGGUGAAACGGGAAGGUGCCCCCGCACUCCCCAGCGCUGCUGCCCAAGGGUCACUUGCCAGGGUUGUGUGGCUGUGGCUUCCGGCGAGAUCUCACAAAAGCUCCACAAGGUCUCGCCAGAACCUGGAAACUACAGCCCCUCCUCCCUGCCUCUCCAGUGGAGGCAGCCAGAGGGGAGAAUUGAAUCAACUCCUUAGGAAUUGCCAGUGCUUUUUUUUUUAAAAAAGGUGCCGGAACUCACCAUGAAGUUGUUACAGUAAACAUUUGAAAAAAACAGUGCUGGUGCUGCGUACUCUUGAGUAUCCCAGGGAACAUGAACUGUUAAUUGCUGCAAUUUCAUUAAAAACCAGAGACCAAAAUGUAUGGACCUAGAAUCAUAGAAUCAUAGAGUUGGAAGAGACCACAAGGGCCAUCGAGUCCAACCCCCUGCCAAGCAGGAAACACCAUCAGAGCACUCCUGACAUAUGGUUGUCAAGCCUCUGCUUAAAGACCUCCAAAGAAGGAGACUCCACCACACUCCUUGGCAGCAAAUUCCACUGUCAAACAGCUCUUACUGUCAGGAAGUUCUUCCUAAUGUUUAGGUGGAAUCUUCUUUCUUGUAGUUUGGAUCCAUUGCUCCGUGUCCGCUUCUCUGGAGCAGCAGAAAACAACCUUUCUCCCUCCUCUAUGUGACAUCCUUUUAUAUAUUUGAACAUGGCUAUCAUAUCACCCCUUAACCUCCUCUUCUCCAGGCUAAACAUGCCCAGCUCCCUUAGCCGUUCCUCAUAAGGCAUCGUUUCCAGGCCUUUGACCAUUUUGGUUGCCCUCCUCUGGACACGUUCCAGUUUGUCAGUGUCCUUCUUGAACUGUGGUGCCCAGAACUGGACACAGUACUCCAGGUGAGGUCUGACCAGAGCAGAAUACAGUGGCACUAUUACUUCCCUUGAUCUAGAUGCUAUACUCCUAUUGAUGCAGCCCAGACUUGCAUGGGCUUGUUUAGCUGCCGCGUCACCCUGUUGGCUCAUGUCAAGUUUGUGGUCAACCAAGACUCCUAGAUCCUUUUCACAUGUACUGCUCUCAAGCCAGGUGUCCCCCAUCUUGUAUUUGUGCCUCUCAUUUUUUUGCCCAAGUGCAAUACUUUACAUUUCUCCCUGUUCAAAUUCAUCUUGUUUGUUUUGGCCCAGUUCUCUAAUCUGUCAAGGUCGUUUUGAAGUGUGAUCCUGUCCUCUGGGGUGUUAGCCACCCCUCCCAGUUUGGUGUCAUCUGCAAAUUUGAUCAGGAUGCCCUUGAGUCCAUCAUCCAAGUCGUUGAUAAAGAUGUUGAAUAAGACCGGGCCCAAGACAGAACCCUGUGGCACCCCACUAGUCACUCUUCUCCAGGAUGAAGAGGAACCAUUGAUGAGCACCCUUUGGGUUCGGUCAGUCAGCCAGUUACAAAUCCACUGAGUGGUAGCAUAGUCAAGACCGCAUUUUACCAGCUUCUUUACAAGAAUAUCAUGGGGCACCUUGUCAAAUGACCUGCAGGUACUCCCACCAGACUUGGAAGUAUGCUCCCCCAGCAGCCUCACCAGCAGUUGGGGAGCAUGUUAGAUGCUAUCUGUAACAUUUGUGCUGGUUGGCAAGGAAAAUAGGUAUAAAAAGAGAAUUCCUGGGUGCCUGGUACUAAGGCAAGAGAGCCCUAGCAGAGAUUUAAAAUCACAAAAUAUGCAUCGAAGUAGAGCAUGGAAAUAUAGGCUGUUAGACUUCUAAAAUCCCUCCUCCUAGCUUUCUUCCAAAGUUGCCCACGUCCCCUUAGCAUAGCAAGUAAAAAUGGUUUACUUGCAAACUCUUCAAAGGUCAAAUGCAUGUGCUUUUCCGUACAGCAGCAAGAAAAGACAGGCAGUACAACUUAGUUUAAAAAAUGUUUCUAAACAUUUAGAAAAAUGUUGCUAAAGCCACAUGGUCUAUGCUUGGAGCAUCCAGCUUAGACAUCCUUACUAGUUGAUUCACAUGAAGGAAAGGAAAAAGAACAAAGGCUUUGGUAACCCUUCUUCCCAAGGUGAAGGUGUGUGACCUAACUAAGCUUACACUAUGGCCUUAACCCCUCCACGCAUUAACUAGAGCUAAGCAUGUUGGUUAUAUGAGGCAGAUAUAGCCCAUAGUUUGCAUUGGGGUCUUGUACCACCCAUGAUACAAUUAAAGCAUGGUUUCUCUUGUAUGGGUCAAGAUUGGUUUCACUGACUGAUCAGAUCAUGCCAUAUUCCAUCAUCACCUAUAUUCUCUCCUCUAUCUCCCUCCUAAACAACGUUGAUGCCCAAUAUCAAACCUGUGUGUUGCUUAUUAGUUCCUUACACAAAGCUGCAACCAAACCUUUACCACACCCCAUACCAAGGAACAGAACCUCAGUUUUUGUAAGAGGUCUAGUUCUAGUAGCCUGUGCUCAGGUAUGGGGAUCCAACAGAAGACAUGUUACCUGAUGAAAGUGCAGCCACCCGUGGCCAGGCCUCUCAGGCCCAUAUUUUCUAUACUACAACUUCAAGGAUAAUCACAGUAUUUUACCUUGGAAAAACAAAUCUUUUAUUGGCCUUUGCCACAGUGAUCAGAGGAAGGGGGAUAGGGAGAACCUGAAAUAAGUACAAACAGGUUGGAAUAAUUUUCAUUUGCAACUCAACAAUCUGUCUUAAAGUUGAUAACCGAGUUCUCAUUCUUGUCCAUCUAUUAAAAUUCUUUUUCAUUUGAGUAUCCAGUGAAUGAAAAUUCAAGAUAAAACAUUGUAUGUCUGGUGGAUGUUUUUUGUAAGCUUACUGUGCAUGGUUUAGAGAUUAUGGUGGCAAACAGUAUAUAGAUCGUUGGAAUGAGCAAACAAACUGUCAUCAUGGAUUUAUCAAUAGUUUUAAGAAGAAAAGAUGAAACGGGGAUUGGAGACACUCUGUUAUUGCAUGCUAGCUAUACCAAGUGGGAAUGUCCUCGAGAAGGUUGCAAGGUUGCUGUGAAGGUGUCUGCUUUGCCUUUUGAAUACUGUAACCACCAUCCAUAGUUGGUUUGCUUUCUGUACAUAUACUAAGCCUAAUUAGUCCCACUGUGAAUGACAUCUGAAACCAGGACCGUGCAAAUGAAAGCAAGCUUAAAAAUGAUGCCUAAAAUCCUUCCUCCCACCAUAAUUCUGCCUUCAUUUGGAUUCAAAAUAAAGGCUGGUUUUCUCUGCCUCUAGAUACUUCCACAACAUUCCAACCUACCUGUAUGUUCGGUUGCUUGCAGAACACAAAGAGCAUCUGCCACCACCAUAUGCGGUUGAGCAGGAGGACACAGAGUGGUAACCAAACCCCCAGGCAUCACGAUCACAAGAACUCUCUAGCAGCUGCAUGCACCACCUACAGACUAAGGGAGACCAGCGCUUGCUCCCACCUCUUCCCUAGUAAGAGGCCCAUUUACAAAUGUCAAGAGCUCUCUAGGCAGAUGCCAAAGUGCACUGGCCGUUUGGGGGCUGUUUAGGGGAAAACCCUGGUCCUUUGCUCUUUUUUUUAAGCUGUGAAAUUGUAAUCAUCUUUGUAAUUGGUUCAGAACAUUAGGGAUCUUUUUAUAUUAAAAACAUCUAAAUUGGGCAUCCCCAACCUUCAGCCCUCCAGAUGUUUUGGACUACAAUUCCCAUCAUCCCUGACCACUGGUCCUGUUAGCUAGGGAUCAUGGAAGUUGUAGGCCUAAACAUCUGGAGGGUGGUAGGUUGGGGAUGCCUGAUCUAAAUCAAAUGUGUUUGUUUAAUAUUUAAAUUCAUAAUGGGUGCCAGAGCCUUCUGGAGGUGUCUUCUAACAGAAAGAACCAGGGAAGAUGUUGCUGCUCUUUAUGCUUGGAAGUACAGUUGGAAAACUGUACUUGGGGGACUGUGCCAGUCUGCUGCAGUCUAAAUAAUAGCCUUAUGCUCACUUAAGGGAUGCGGGUGGCGCUGUGGGUUAAACCACAGAGCCUAGGACUUGCCGAUCAGAAGGUUGGCGGUUUGAAUCCCCGUGACGGGGUGAGCUCCUGUUGCUCGGUCCCUGCUCCUGCCAACCUAGAAGUUCGAAAGCACGUCAAAGUGCAAGUAGGUACCCCUCCAGCGGGAAGGUAAACGGUGUUUCCGUGCGCUGCUCUGGUUUUCCAGAAGCGGCUUAAUCAUGCUGGCCACAUGAUCCGGAAGCUGUACGCCUGCUCCCUCAGCCAAUAAAGUGAGAUGAGCGCCGCAACCCCAGAGUCGGCCACGACUGGACCUAAUGGUCAGGGGUCCCUUUACCUUUACCUUUAACUUAAAGACUAAAAUCCUAACCCUGCUUACUUUGGAGGAAGCCCCACUGAAUUCAAAAGGAUUAAAUCCUGAGUAGACAUGGUUAGGAUUGUGCUGUAAGGGUUCUGUUAGGAGUCAUUUUGCAAAGAAACAGGAAAGAUGAUUGUAACUUUAAGAACUGUUUCUGUGAGUUCUGGGUGUGGUUUUCUAGGCUGAUUAGGUUCAGCUGGUGAUGACGACAAAAGGAGGAGAAGUUGCAGUUUGAAUUUGCCUUCAAAAGAGAACACCCACAUGCUUUGCGUUUGUAAGGUUGUAAAUAUGUUUGUAAGGUUGCUCCAGAGAAGUGGACACGGAGCAAUGGAUCCAAACUACAAGAAAGAAGAUUCCACCUAAACAUUAGGAAGAACUUCCUGACAGUAAGAGCUGUUCGACAGUGGAAUUUGCUGCCAAGGAGUGUGGUGGAGUCUCCUUCUUUGGAGGUCUUCAAGCAGAGGCUUGACAACCAUAUGUCAGGAGUGCUCUGAUGGUGUUUCCUGCUUGGCAGGGGGUUGGACUUGAUGGCCCUUGUGGUCUCUUCCAACUCUGUGAUUCUAUGAUUCUAAAUAAAACUCUUGCUUGAGUAUAUUUUACACCUGUCUCAUGGUUCUGUCAUGUGCUGCCAGGAGGAUACAGCUCCAAUAGAUUCUACUCAACUAAAUGACUAGUCAAGUUAUUUCAAUGGUUCUACUCCAAAUAUGAGUUCCUUAGACACAACCUAACAGAUCUAUUGUAGUAUAAACUGUUUCAGUCUAAAACUCAUUUCAUCAGACAUAUGACAGAUAUAUAUUACAUACACAUACACACACACAGGGAGAGAGAAAAUUUUAAUAAUACCGCAGUCUAUGUUAUGGGCAUGUGAAUCCAGUUAUUUAACUAAAACAAAGGCAGGAAAUAAUACUGGAUAGCAACAUGGCUAUUUUGGAGCUACUGUAUAUGUGAUGUCUUCAAAGUGAAGUUACUGUACAGGCUUGUGCGGGGGGGGGGGUGCUAUGCGUGAGAUGCCGCCAACUGCUCUAAUCCCCAAGCCUGCAAAAUAUUAACUAUCCUGCGGCCAUCAUUCUUGACCCCUCUGGUGUUUACUAAGAGCUCAGCUUUCCCCGUUCUGCCUCUGAACACAAACACACAGAAGUAGAUACCUUGCAGCCCACAGAGGUUUUACUCUCUAGUAGCACUCCACUCUCCCAGUGCUGUGCACUGCCUCUGAAGAGGCCAAUGUUCCCAGCAUCUCUCGGGGGGGGGGGGGGAGGCAGUGAAUCGGGGUGCCAACUUGGAUAAAAUAUUACGGGGGGGGGGGGCAGAUAAGCCCCACCCUGCUCACAUGAUGCAGUGCAUGCACACCAUUUGAAUGGCAACUUUCAUCAACUUUAGGGGGCCCCAGCAUCCUCAUAUAGUUUUUUUUUGGGGGGGGGUGAAGGGACCUUAGCCCCUAGGAGUUGCACCUGCAGUGGAUCUGCACAGGCAGUGCUCUGGAGUUCUGUAGCUUGUGGGAAAUAGUUGUACUAAAGGACUGCAGUUGAGACCUCUUAAAACUUCCCAUGCAAAAGGCCCCAUAACGUUGGUUCCCUGGUGUCCCAUCAUGUCUGCAUUUCCAUCUGGAGCUUGUAGGCACCUUUCAUAACCUCAUGUUUUGUUGUGUUUCAGAGUCCAGACCCACAGGCACAAUGGAUCUACAUCAAGUGUGAGUUCUCCUUCUUCUCCUCCUCCUUCUCCUUCUCCUUCGCCCUAUUCCAUAGGCUUGAGGUGGGUUGCACUGUUCUCUCCUCCCCCAUGACCAGUUGAUGCUUCCAAUCUUGACUUCCCUCCAACCCAAUUUGCCCAGAGGGAACUGAAGCAGCAAUGAAUAUUCUCUGACCAGGCUGCAUGAGGGAGAAGAACACUCUCUCCCAGGCUCUGCAUUUGCUCCUCUAGUGAACAUCCAGGCAGGAAAAUGAUCUAGAUGGGUUUUACCAGGAAGAGAAGAACCAUCUUCACCCUCUCCUACUCGGGUUUGCCUGUUCCUGCCCUCCCACCUUGUUCCAGUGAAAGAGGCAGGAGAAUGAAUUUAGGUUGAAACAGUUGGAGAAUAAUUCCUACUGGUUUCUUCUCUAUUCCCUUUUACUGCAAACAGCCUGAUACCUGAGCAGGGCAGAGAUAAGAGGUAGAAUGAAAGUCACGUUGAAGCUGCGCUUGGCAGCCUUCAGGAGGAGGAAAGCUUUUGGUUCAGCUAAUGGCAGGUGUUCUGGGUGGAGCCAAGGAUGCGCAGGGGUGGGGAGAUCAGUAAGACAUUUAACAGAAGCCUACCGAAUUUGCACUUUCUCCAACAAUAUGUGGACCAAAAAACAGAUACAGUGGUACCUUGGGUUACAUACGCUUCAGGUUACAGACGCCACUAACCCAGAAAUAUUACCUUGGGUUAAGAAUUUUGCUUCAGGAUGAGAACAGAAAUUGUGCGGUGGCGGCACAGUGGCAGCAGGAGGCCCCAUUAACUAAAGUGGUGCUUCAUGUUAAGAACAGUUUCAGGUUAAGAACAGCCCUCCAGAACAAAUUAAGUUCUUAACCCAAGGUACCACUGUAUUCUUCUAAACUGGCUCUCUGACCAAAUAAUAUGUACAAAAAUUUGUAUAUUAGAUGAAUGUGUGAAUUAAAAAUGCACAUUUAGGAAAUAAAUAUAUAAAAUAUAUUAUGUCAAGGGAAAUGGCUCGCAAAAAAUGUGUAUCGGGCAAAAGAAACGUGCAUUUGAAUGCUGAUGAACUUUCAUGAGGACUUUAAAAAAUAAUACUCACAAACCGAUGCAGAAAUGUGGAGAACUGAACACAAGAUGAGAAGCUGAGGUGAAGCCCCCAGAUUUAGACAGAAUUGUAGCAGGAAAAGAUGUAUACAAAGUGUUUCCAAAACAUACAGAAGAAUAAAAAGCAUUUAAGCAAAUGGUGGGUAACAAACACACAAAAAGGCUACAGAGAACAAAAAUGGUUAGUUUGAAUAUAUUUGGUGCAGGUAGUUCAAAAAUAACAAUCUGCCUGGACCAACAGCUUAAACUCUCUUGUUUCUAAGACAGAGGUAGAGAUAGAUGGGGCAGAGCGGAGAAAUGACUCCUGUCCCCUUUAGAUCACCCUGAGAAAAACGACAAGCAUGGAGAAAGAGGUCAGGGGACAGGUUGGAGGAGGCAGGAGGGAAAUGCCAGCUGGGAUUGGAGCUGAGACAUAUGGUAACUUCUGACAGAAGAGUUUGGAUUUGAUAUCCCGCUUUAUCACUCCCCUUCAGGAGUCUCAAAGCGGCUCACAUUCUCCUUUCCCUUCCUCCCCCACAACAAACACUCUGUGAGGUGAGUGGGGCUGAGAGACUUCAGAGAAGUGGGACUAGCCCAAGGUCACCCAGCAGCUGCAUGUGGAGGAGCGGAGAUGCGAACCUGGUUCCCCAGAUUACGAGUCUACUGCUCUUAACCACUACACCACACUGGCCAGUUUUUACCCAGAGGCCUAAGUGAGGCAACCAUUUUCUUGACAGAGAUCUGAAAUUUCAAGUGCUGAAAUGUCAGGUGCUGACAGAGUUUGUGUGUAAAAUUGAGGAGUCUGGAAAUGCAAACAGCAAUGGCAGGUAACAACCAGUAGGGAAAAUGCUUGUUGGUUAAGACCCGUGGCCCCAAAGAGAUGAGAAACAGAUUAGGUGGAGAGUCGGGAACUUGCAUACUUUUUUGAAGAUGAGAGCGAGUUCAACUCCUUUCAAUGAUUCUAGUUUCGUCCUUUCAAUGAGGGCAGCUCCUAGAAGUUUGCUUUCUCUGUUGUGUUGCCAGAUCCUUGUGCUUUGUACAGCCACUAGCAGAACAAGGGUCUUAAGGGACAGUGAGAUUGAGCACCUUGGAAACAGACACACAUCCCCGCCACCUAUCAAAAGUGGGUGAGAGGCACCAUUUUGUGGUUGGCUUCAGACGCCCAAAUGUCUUGAGCCAGCCCCACCCAGUAUGCUUAGGGACAAGCCCUACUUCAUGCAAAAGCUUCGGCAAAGACCCUUGCUUCUUUACCUUCUUUUAUAGAUUUUCUGUUCUCUUGCUUUUACAAUCCACCUCCAAUUUUCUUUUCUCGUAAGAGAAACUAGUAGGUUAGGGACUAACACAUUUGUGGCUUUUCCUGUGUUUUCUUGCAUUUCAGAUGAGUCCAUUGCCUAUAAGAAAGCGAUUGGUAUUAAAAAGAGGGAUGGCACAAUGGAAAUAAAUGUUCUAAACCGCUCCAUCCCAAUCCACUGCGAUGGCCUCUACCUGUUCUCUUUGGAGGGAACCAUCACCCUGCCCAGGGCUCCGCACGAACUGAUCCUCAGGGUCUACUGUCAGCCCCAAGAGCCCCUGCUGGAGGUAAAUUGCAGUGAGGAGAAUACAAAGGUGAAGGAAGUCUUCGUGCAUGAAUUUCGUUCCCAAGAGGCAGUCUACUUGGAGGCACACCCUAACAAUACUGAAAAUAAUGAAGCACUCACGCUGGAUCUGAAUCUGAACCUCAUCAUGUUAACUCCUCGUUCAUAUUGCCGUCCUGAAAAUUAAUAAAAUGACCAGUGAACUCA
This is a messenger RNA of Podarcis lilfordi (Lilford's wall lizard), 24702 nucleotides long. The record is from the annotation of a GenBank genome assembly. Lineage: Eukaryota; Metazoa; Chordata; Lepidosauria; Squamata; Lacertidae.